This is a messenger RNA of Raphanus sativus (radish), 1873 nucleotides long. RefSeq names its product L10-interacting MYB domain-containing protein-like. The transcript is spliced from 4 exons. The record is from RefSeq and is a predicted model, not a curated record. Lineage: Eukaryota; Viridiplantae; Streptophyta; Magnoliopsida; Brassicales; Brassicaceae. The coding region runs from base 173 to 1672 and encodes 499 amino acids.
AAAUCGCCUAGAGAGUGAGAAACCUCCGUCCCGAGCGGCGCAAACGCCAAAAUCACAGAGAGCGAGGAAAAAAAAUUGCGAUCUCCUUUUUUUUUUUGCAGCCACACCGCCACAUCUGUGGUCAUCACCAGAUCGCUCUCGCCGCUCAAAUCUAAUUUCCGUGAAGAGAGUUAUGAAGGGGAAAGCUGCGUGGGAACCUGAAUACCACAGAGUAUUCGUGGAACUAUGCGUGGAGCAGAAGCUGCGUGGCCACAAACCCGGAACGCAGCAUUUACUUGAACCUUUUCAACAGAGGACAGGAGCAAGGUUUAACAAGAAGCAGCUUAAGAAUCAUUGGGACACAAUGUGCAAGCAGUGGAAGAUUUGGCGUAGGCUUGUGAAUUGCAGCGAUAUGAAAUGGGAUCCUGAGGCUAAUAUUUUCCAUGCCACUGCUGAUGACUGGGCCAACUAUUUACAUGUGAAUCCUGAUGCUGGGACGUUUCGGUUGAGUCCUCCUUUAUAUCUCAAGAAGCUAGAGAUUAUCUUUGAAGGCAGUCACGUAGAUGAUGAAGGUGGUGGUGGUGGUUCUAGCAAAUGCAAGAGGAAGCGUAGAAGCAUACAUCAUCAUGAAGAACAAGAAGAAGAAGAAGAAGAAGAUGAUCAUGAUGUUGAUGUUGAUGAUGAUGAAAUGCAGAUAGCGUCUAACUUCUCGACUCAUCAUGAUAUGCAGCAGAUGGAGUCUAAUUUCUCCACGACUCAUUCCAAAGGGUACUGGUCUCCGGCUACACACGAGCUGUUUCUGGACUUGUUGGUCCAGGAGACUUACAAAGGAAACAGACCUAACACACAUUACCCAAAGGAGAGCUGGAGACUGAUGCUUGAGACGAUCAAUCAAAACACUGGGAAAAAGUACACAAGAGCUCAGUUGAAAAACCACUGGGAUUGUACUAGGAAGGCCUGGAAGAUUUGGUGUCAAGUUAUUGGCUCUCCUAUCAUGAAAUGGGAUCCAGAUACUUGUACUUUUGGUGCAUCAGAUGAGGACUGGAGAAUCUAUUUAGAGGAGAAUCCUAGAGCUACACAGUUUAGAAGGAAACAAGUUCCUUGUGCAGACAAACUAGCUAUCAUCUUCAAAGGAGUUAUUGAGCCAGGAAAAGCUGACUUCCGUCCUUACCGCAAGAAACUGUAUGAUCACUCCGAGUCACCGCAGCUACUACAUGACCCAACUCCACUAUCAACUCUCUACAUAAACGAGCCAGGCACAGGAAGUGAAGAUGGAGAUGGGGAUGAUGAUGAGGAUGCUGAUGAUGAUGAUGAUGAUAAUGAUGAAUAUGAUGAUGGUGAGCCUACUCAUACUCCUCGUCAUCGCAGGAGACUUGGUGGUUUUGCAGAGUCUCGGUUACAAGAUGUUGAGAUUAGAACUCCGGUUUGUAACUCUUUGGAGGCUAAGAGGAUGAGGGAGAGUCCGUUGGCGGCGUCGUUGGCUAAGAAGCAAUGCGAGUAUACUAUUGGUGAAUGUAUUGAGCGUUUAGAUUCGAUGGAAGAGGUUGAGCAAGGGAGUGAUCUUUACAUGUUUGCGUUGGAUUUGUUUUUGAGGAAAGAGUAUAGAGAGAUUUUCUUGCAGCUGAAGAAAUCGAGUUUGAGAAUCUCUUGGUUGCUUAGGCUUCAGGCUGGCCGUCCUACUCAUGCUGCCUAAGAUCAUCCUUUUUAACAAUGACCUCUCCCUGCUUAUGUGUGUGAUUAAGCAAAACUGUUUAUUUAUCUUUUCAGUAAGGACAGUGUUUUUUAUAAUGGUUGUUGGUAAUAUCUAAACUAUGUUGGGAGUAACCUAGAGCAAUGUAUAUCUUUUCAACAGCUUGAGUCUUUGAGAUAUUAAGUUAUUAGUGUUUUGUUUCCA